CAAGAUUUCUCUACACCACGACAACGACAACUUCACGUUCUCAACAUCUUUCUCUACCACGAGGUAUGUACACCGUGCGGCCCUUCUUCAGCUAGCCUAGGAUGAGCAAUCCGACUGCAACUCCUGGAUUGUAGCAUUUCCAGGGUCACUGCGGUUUAGGAUACGCCCAUCUUUCGCGACCCGAGCUGAAGAACCCUUCGCUGGGCACUCUUCUGGCUCGAAGGCUCCUGAAGACUAACGAGAUUCCUCACCUUUGCAGAUACCUCAAGUUCCCCGGCCCCCAACGAACUUGAGAAUCUCCCUCGCCCUCAAAUACCGCCAAAAUGGUCAAGACAUCUGUGCUCAAUGACGCUCUCAAGAGCAUCAACAACGCCGAAAAGGCCGGCAAGCGCCAGGUCAUGAUCCGACCCAGCUCCAAGGUCAUCAUCAAGUUCCUGGCCGUCAUGCAGAAACAUGGCUACAUCGGCGAAUUCGAAGAGGUCGACGACCACCGCAGCGGCAAAAUUGUUAUCCAACUCAAUGGCCGUCUCAACAAGACCGGUGUCAUCUCCCCACGCUACAACGUUCAACUCCGUGACCUCGAGAAGUGGGUUGUCAAGUUGCUGCCAUCUCGUCAGUUCGGCUACAUUGUUCUCACUACCAGCGCGGGUAUCAUGGAUCACGAAGAGGCCAGACGGAAGCAUGUUUCUGGAAAGGUCAUUGGCUUCUUCUACUAGAUGGCACAUUGAAACGUGUUUCUGCAUGUGGUACGCAUGAGCGAGGGGAUUGAGAUACCCGGAAAAGUCUUGACUUCGAAUUCAGCUCCUGAUUCCAUGGAGAAAUCAGAUGAUUGCAGCUAGAUCUAGGGGACCAUCUCCCUGAAUGAACCAAAAUCGUCUCAAACCA
This is a messenger RNA of Cladophialophora immunda, 885 nucleotides long. Its product is annotated as 40S ribosomal protein S22. The transcript is spliced from 2 exons. Gene Ontology annotation, molecular function: structural constituent of ribosome. Bases 324 to 716 code for a protein of 130 amino acids. The record is from RefSeq and is a predicted model, not a curated record. Gene Ontology annotation, cellular component: cytosolic small ribosomal subunit; ribosome. NCBI's taxonomy places the organism in Eukaryota, Fungi, Ascomycota, Eurotiomycetes, Chaetothyriales, Herpotrichiellaceae. Gene Ontology annotation, biological process: translation.